Aspergillus niger is the source of this 1785-nucleotide messenger RNA. RefSeq lists its product as uncharacterized. The record is from RefSeq and is a predicted model, not a curated record. Gene Ontology annotation, biological process: carbohydrate metabolic process; glucuronoside catabolic process. The transcript has a single exon. Lineage: Eukaryota; Fungi; Ascomycota; Eurotiomycetes; Eurotiales; Aspergillaceae. The coding region runs from base 1 to 1785 and encodes 594 amino acids. Gene Ontology annotation, molecular function: carbohydrate binding; beta-glucuronidase activity.
AUGCUGAAGCCCCAACAAACACCUUUUAGAGAUAUAGUCUCCCUCGACGGGAUUUGGAAGUUUGCUCUCGGUUCCAGCGAUAAUGAGACGGCGACACCCUGGACAGCUCCAUUAGCCACCGAUCUGGAGUGUCCCGUUCCAGCCUCUUAUAACGACAUCUUUGUCGAUCGUCAGAUCCAUGACCAUGUCGGAUGGGUUUACUACCAGCGCCAAGCUAUUGUCCCCAGAGGCUGGUCACAGCAGCAAUAUCUCGUGCGGGUUGAUGCCGCCACACACAAAGGUCGUAUCUAUAUAAACGACCAUCUAGUCGCCGAGCAUGUGGGCGGCUACACACCUUUUGAAGCAGAUAUCACGAGUCUUGUCUCUGCUGGUGACAGCUUCCGACUGACUAUCGCUGUCAAUAACGUGCUGACUCACGAGACUAUUCCGCCAGGCAGGAUAGAAGUAUUGGAAUACACAGGUAAAAAGACGCAAGUCUACCAGCAUGAUUUCUUCAAUUACGCGGGACUUGCGCGCUCCGUCUCGCUGUAUUCUGUUCCGAAGCAGCACAUCCAGGAUAUCAAAGUCGUCACGGACGUGAACGGCGCAACCGGGCAGAUAAAAUACCUCGUCACGGUGACCAACGCGACUACAGAGCGCAUCAAGAUCGACGUGGUCGAUGAGGACGGCAGAACUGUGGCCGAAGCUUCAGGUACUCAUGGUAAUGUUACAAUAGACUCUGUCAGGCUGUGGCAGCCGGGAGAUGCAUAUCUGUAUCAAUUUCGGGUGAGCAUCGUGGGCUUGGACGACAGUAUACUUGACACUUAUAGUGUUGCGACGGGCGUACGUACAGUCAAAGUCAGCGGUAACAAAUUCCUCAUCAACGACAAGCCGUUCUACUUCACCGGCUUUGGGAAGCACGAGGACAGCAAUGUGCGCGGCAAAGGCUAUGACGCAGCGUACAUGGUGCACGAUUUCCAGUUGAUGAAUUGGAUGGGAGCCAACUCAUUCCGCACCUCGCAUUAUCCGUACGCCGAAGAGGUCAUGGAAUUUGCGGACCGGCACGGAAUCGUUGUCAUUGACGAGACGCCCGCCGUUGGCCUGGCGUACUCCAUUGGGGCUGGAGUUUCUAGCGAAGACAGCCCACAGACAUUUACCCCGGAAGGGAUCAACAAUAACACCCGCGAAGCUCACAAGCAAGCAAUCCGGGAGCUCAUUGCUCGGGAUAAGAACCACGCCAGUGUUGUCAUGUGGUCGAUUGCAAAUGAGCCUGCAUCACAAGAAGCAGGAGCCCGUGAGUAUUUCACGCCACUCGUUGACCUGGCCCACGAGCUUGACUCAGAUCGCCCCAUCUGUUUUGCAAAUUACGGAGACGCCACAUAUGAGGUGGAUCGAAUCUCGGAUAUGUUUGACGUCCUCUGCCUCAACCGCUAUUUCGGGUGGUAUUCGCAAACCGGUGAGAUUGAGGAGGCGGAAGCGGCUCUCGAAACAGAGCUAUUGGGCUGGGAGGGCAAAUACGACAAACCCAUCGUCAUGACAGAAUACGGGGCGGAUACCUUGGCUGGCCUCCAUUCGGUGCUUGGGCUUCCGUGGAGCGAGGAGUUCCAGGUCGAACUGCUCGACAUGUACCAUCGAGUGUUUGACCGUGUCGAAUCAGUGGUGGGAGAGCACGUUUGGAACUUUGCGGACUUUCAGGCGGUCGUAGGGGUCGGCAGGGUGGACGGGAACAAGAAGGGGGUCUUUACCAGGGAUAGGAAACCAAAGGCUGCAGUUCAGACUCUGAGAAGUCGAUGGAGUCAAUUGUAG